UUUACGGAAGUUGAAGACAACGCAACACUUAAAAAAGAUACUAUUGAAUUUAAUUUGAAAUAAAAAGAGGAUACCUUUACCAACAUGAAGUGGCUGGUACUGAUUAGUGUUUUGGUGGUUCUGUCGCAGUGCUCGGCGAAGAACAUAAAAAUCCACCGUCGUCCUCAGUUGAACCAUCACUUGGGCCAUGUGAAGCCCGAGACUCGGGUGAUUGGAGGCAUCGAUUCCCCCACUGGAUUUGCCCCCUACCAGGUGUCCAUCAUGAACACCUUUGGCGAGCAUGUCUGCGGUGGCAGUAUCAUUGCGCCCGAAUGGAUCCUCACCGCCGCCCACUGCAUGGAGUGGCCCACCCAGUACCUGAAGGUGGUCACCGGCACCUCGGACUACACGAAGCCCGGAGCGGAGUAUAUGGUGGAUGGUGCCAAGAUCCACUGCGGUCACGACAAGCCGGCCUAUCACAACGACAUUGCCCUUAUCCAUACGGCCAAGCCGAUAGUCUAUGAUUCACUGACCCAACCCAUCCGACUGGCCACCAAGGGCAGUCUGCCCAAGGUGGGUGACAAGCUGACCCUGACUGGCUGGGGCAGCACCAAGACCUGGGGCAGGUAUGCCACCCGGCUGCAGAAGAUCGAGCUGAACUACAUCGAGCACGACAACUGCGCGACGCGGGUGCGCAAUGCUAACUGGCUGAGCGAAGGACACGUCUGCACCUACACCCAGGAGGGUGAGGGAUCCUGCCACGGUGACUCCGGUGGUCCUCUGGUGGACGCCAACCAGACCCUCGUCGGCGUGGUCAACUGGGGCGAGGCGUGCGCCAUCGGCUAUCCGGAUGUCUUCGGUUCGGUGGCCUACUACCGCGACUGGAUCGAGCAGAUGAUGACCGCUGCGGGCACCGCCUGCUAAAGGUCCCAGAGUCACCCGAGGGGGGCAAAAGCCAAAAACGAACAAAAACAGCAUAGGUGCUGCCAUUUUAUGGCACUGGCCAAAUGAUCAAAUUAGCCCGUAAAUUUUAUCACUCAGAUAUCGAGCCCCAAAAUUAUUUAUGAACAAAUAAAUAAGCAAUUGCGCUUCACUUUUAACUUAA
This is a messenger RNA of Drosophila gunungcola (fruit fly), 1084 nucleotides long. RefSeq names its product chymotrypsin-1. The transcript has a single exon. Gene Ontology annotation, molecular function: serine-type endopeptidase activity. The record is from RefSeq and is a predicted model, not a curated record. NCBI's taxonomy places the organism in Eukaryota, Metazoa, Arthropoda, Insecta, Diptera, Drosophilidae. The coding region runs from base 85 to 903 and encodes 272 amino acids. Gene Ontology annotation, biological process: proteolysis.